Messenger RNA from Saccostrea cuccullata (small rock oyster), 2250 nucleotides. RefSeq lists its product as uncharacterized. The coding region runs from base 134 to 2191 and encodes 685 amino acids. The transcript has 2 exons. Gene Ontology annotation, biological process: proteasome-mediated ubiquitin-dependent protein catabolic process; protein polyubiquitination. The record is from RefSeq and is a predicted model, not a curated record. Lineage: Eukaryota; Metazoa; Mollusca; Bivalvia; Ostreida; Ostreidae. Gene Ontology annotation, molecular function: ubiquitin protein ligase activity; zinc ion binding.
ACACAAUAAGAUAACCUCUCAAUUUCCCUGUCGAAGCAAAAGAAAACUCUUACUGUGAUCAAAUAGCAUGACAUCUAUGGAGGUCUAGCAUUUUACACCUGAAUAACAAUACAGAUUCUCCUUGCAAACAAAAAUGGAACAUUCAAUAGCACAGGAGGUGAUCACUUGUGAUAUCUGUUUAAAAGCCACACCCCAGAAAUUCUGUAAUAACUGUCAAGUCAACCUGUGUAAGGCCUGUGUCAAUGAACAUUUAGAUGGAAGGAAGUGCCAGACGCACGAAAUAGUGCCGUUCCAAUACAGAAAUGAGCUGAUGUUCCCCCACUGCUCUGUGCACCCUAACCAGAUCUGUGAGGCCCAGUGUCAGUUUUGUGAAAUCCCUGUCUGUAUGAAAUGUGUGAUCAAGUCCCACAGUCACCAUCAACUGAUGGAGAUCGUUCAACUUGUCUGCUUAAAACGAGACGAAAUUAAAUCUGACAUGGAGGAGCUAAGGAAAGUAGUGAUACCUCACUGUAAGCAGGAGAAUGAAAAAAUUGUUUCCAAAAUCUCAAAGGCACCAGUUAAAUAUGAACAGAUACACCGAGAGGCAGAAAUUCAGAGGAGAAUAUGGCACCAGGAGGUAGAUGGCUUCUUCAAUAAAGUCAAAAGUAAGAUUCACAGUGAUAAAGAUAAAUAUAUUGCGACUCUAAAAUGGCAGCAGACGAAACUAAAACAGCUGCACCAAGAGCUGUGCCACAGUGUUCAGGUGAAUAGGGAUCUCCUGAUGUCCAAACAGGCCUCUGUUGUUACCAAGUACCAGUCUAAACUCCAGGACUACAUCAAACGAACUUCCAUCACGGAUACAGUAGUUACUACCAUUCAAACAAGCCUGAAAAAAGGGGAAGAACUCUGUUUCGAAAUAGACCAAAUAAAGGCAUCAUUUACACAGACUGAUGGGAAAGUUAAUGACAAAGUUGAAGCUGUUGCUUGUAUUCCAGAUCAAGAAGAUUUCAAAAAAUGUACACUUAACCCCCAUAUCCCAAUAGCACUGGAAAUCGAUUCUACCCUGUCAACAACAGUUGUAUCUACUGACUCUUCAUUGGCAUCUCAAGAUUUGCCAGACAGUGUUGAAUUUAAAUCACAAGCAGAUAUUUUAUCCUUGAGACCAGUUCCUCAUGUACUUAAUAAAGCCCACAAUGUGUCCAAAAUACGCGCAAGAAAGAAUAUUUUCUCGAAAUCAUUGCCUAACAAAAUGCAUCUACACAGGACUAUUGUAAUAUCCAAUUCAACAAAAGUAACCACAAGUUCUUCUUUGUCAGCAGUGGAGCUGCUCCACAAAUCUAAAGUGAUAUCCGCGACUCAAACCGGAGUUAACAAUCUGAAUGCUGUGGCGUGCUUAGGAACAUAUGAAGCCUGGAUAUGUGGAGAAAGCAAGAAUAUCUGCCGCAUUGAUAUACAAGGCUUCCCUAAAGAAACUGUGAUUACUACAUGUAAGUAUUUUCCUGGAGACAUUGCUGUGACUCAGAACGGAGAACUUCUUUACACCGAUAUCAAUGAAAGAGCUGUUAAUAUCAUUCGGAAUGGAAUAAGUGAAACUUUGCUUCCCAUCCUCAAGGGAUGGCAUCCAUACACACUUUGUAUCACCAGGUCGGGUGACAUGCUUGUCGGGAUGUUCACAGCGGAUAACAGACAUCACAAAAUUGUACGCUAUCAUCUUCUAGAGGAAAAACAGGAGAUCGAAAAAGACUUCAACUACGAAAACUACCUCUUCAAAGAAGGAGAGCGUCCCAUCUACAUUACAGAAAACAUCAACAGGGAUAUUUGUGCUGCCGAUCUCAAUGCAAAAAUGAUGCUGGUUGUUGACAAUAAAGGGAAAGAAAGGUUCCGCUACAAUGGCACACAGGCAAGGCUGACCAAACCAUUUGUUCCUGGUCAGGUGGUGACGGAUUCCGCUGGACGUAUCAUCGUGACUGACCAGAUGAAUGACUGUCUUCAUGUCCUGGAUCAGAACGGCCAGUUUCUGAGAUGUAUUGAUGAUUGUCAGCUAGAGCAGCCAACGGGGCUGAGUAUUGAUAGAGAAGGCAGGCUCUGGGUGGGGUCAUAUAAAACAGGAGAGGUCAAGGUCAUUGAAUACAUAAAACCCAGCCAAGGUCAUUCACCUCCCAGGAGAUGUUUGUCUGCUUUACAUCCAUCAAUAGUCCAGACACCUGUGUGAUUUCUAAUACAGGUGUAAAUGAUCUAACCUCUAAAAUGUUGAAGUUUCUGUUUUUAUGU